CAAGGCACAAACAUAUAUAUAAAACCACAAGUACCAGGAACGGUCAUGGGGCCGAGACAGGCCUUACUUCUAGUUCAGCCUGUGCUGGCUGUGUUGGUGUUCAUUAUGAGUGUGUGCUGUUUAAACCCAGAUGACCCCAAUGUCUGCAGUCACUGGGAGAGCUAUGCGGUGACGGUGCAAGAGUCAUACGCACAUCCAUUUGACCAAAUCUAUUACACCAGAUGCACAGACAUUCUGAACUGGUUCAAAUGCACCAGACACAGAACAAGCUAUAAAACAGCAUACCGGAGAGGGGUACGUACUAUGUACCGUCGCCGCUCCCAGUGCUGCCCAGGAUACUUCGAGAGUGGAGACUUGUGUGUCCCUCUGUGUACUGAAGAGUGUGCCCAUGGCCGCUGUGUGUCCCCUGAUACGUGUCAGUGUGAGCCAGGCUGGGGAGGACUGGACUGCUCCAGUGGCUGUGAGAGUGGCUACUGGGGCCCUCACUGCAGUAACCGCUGUCAGUGUCAGAAUGGAGCCCUGUGUAACCCCAUCACUGGGGCCUGUGUCUGCACGGAUGGCUAUCAAGGCUGGCGAUGCGAGGACCCCUGUGAGCCUGGCUACUAUGGCAAAGGUUGCCAGCUGCAGUGCCAGUGUCUUAAUGGUGCCACCUGUCAUCACGAAACCGGCGAGUGCAUCUGUGCCCCUGGCUAUAUGGGUGCUGUCUGUGGUGUACGCUGUCCCUCUGGCAGUCAUGGGACCCAGUGUGAGCAGCGCUGCCCCUGCCAGAAUGGUGGAACUUGCCACCACAUCACUGGAGAGUGCUCAUGUCCAGCUGGCUGGACCGGGUCUGUGUGUGCCCAGCCCUGCCCUUUAGGAAAAUUCGGCAUCAACUGCAGCAAGGACUGCUCGUGCCGUAACGGGGGACUGUGUGACCACAUCACUGGACAAUGUCAAUGUAUUGCAGGUUACACUGGCCGCAGGUGCCAGGAGGAGUGCCCUGUUGGUACAUACGGCCAGCAGUGUGCCCUCCACUGCGACUGUCAGAAUGGGGCCAAGUGUUACCACAUCAAUGGUGCCUGUCUGUGUGACACAGGCUUUAAAGGGCCUCAUUGCCAGGAGAGAUUCUGCCCCCCAGGGUUGUAUGGGCUUAUAUGUGACAAAUACUGCCCCUGUAAUGCUACAAAUACUUUGAGCUGUCAUCCUUUGUCAGGGGAAUGCUCCUGUGCAGCUGGGUGGACUGGUUUGUACUGCAAUGAGAUGUGUCCUCCAGGCUACUAUGGUGAGGGCUGCAGUCUGAAGUGCCAAUGUGCUAAUGGAGCAGACUGUCAUGGGGUCACUGGGGCCUGCAUCUGUGCUCCUGGCUUCACUGGAGAUGACUGCUCCCAGACAUGUCCUUCUGGAUUUUAUGGAACUAACUGCUCAUCUACCUGCCACUGCCGUAAUCAAGCAUCCUGUUCUGCCACUGAUGGCUUCUGCAUUUGCAAAGAGGGCUGGCAGGGUGUGGACUGCUCCAUCUUGUGCUCCAGUGGAACCUGGGGUAUUGGCUGUAACCAAACAUGUUUGUGCACAAACAAGGCAGCUUGUGACCCCAUUGAUGGCUCUUGCUCCUGUGCACCAGGCUGGAGGGGCAAGCACUGCCAGCUACCUUGCCCUGAUGGCACCUACGGGAUUGAGUGUCGGGAGCACUGUGACUGUAAUCAUGCCAACGGAUGUGAUCCCGUCAGUGGCUACUGCCUCUGUUUGGCAGGUUGGACUGGUAUCCACUGUGACAAUGUCUGCCCUCAGGGCUUCUGGGGGCCAAACUGCUCUAUGACCUGCUCAUGCCAGAAUGGAGGCUCCUGCUCCCCUGAGGACGGCACCUGUGUGUGCGCUCCGGGCUACCGUGGCACAUCCUGCAAAAGAUUCUGUUCUCCUGGGUUCUAUGGGCAUCGUUGCAGUCAGACAUGCCCCCAGUGUGUGCACAGUACUGGGCCAUGCCAUCAUGUUACAGGCCAGUGUGAAUGCCUGUCUGGAUUUUUUGGCCCACUGUGCAAUGAAGUAUGUCCCAGUGGCAGGUAUGGGAAAGCUUGUGCUGAAGUGUGUCUCUGCAUGAACAAUGGCACGUGCAACCCUAUUGACGGCUCCUGCCAGUGCCUCCCUGGCUGGAUUGGAGAUGACUGCUCACAGGCAUGUCCUAUAGGGCAGUGGGGUCCUGACUGCCUUAACUCAUGCAACUGUCACAACGGAGCCCAGUGUAGUGCUUAUGAUGGAGAGUGCAGGUGCAGCCCUGGCUGGACAGGCCUUUAUUGCACACAGCGCUGCCCAUCGGGCUUCUUUGGGCGUGACUGUGCCGAGGUGUGCCGCUGUCAGAACGGUGCAGAUUGUGAGCACAUCACGGGCCAGUGUACCUGUCGCACAGGCUUCAUUGGUAGCAGCUGUGAGCAAAAGUGUCCUCCUGGGACUUUUGGCUACGGCUGUCAGCAGCUGUGCGAGUGCAUGAACAAUGCUACCUGUGACUACGUGACUGGAACCUGUUACUGCAGUCCUGGGUAUAAAGGAAUUCGCUGUGACCAGGCGGCCCUGAUGAUGGAAGAGCUGAACCCCUACACUAAGAUCAGUCCAGCCCUGAGCUCUGAGCGACAGUCAGCUGGCGCCGUAAUGGGCAUCAUCUUCCUACUCCUGAUCAUCAUGGCCAUGCUCAGCGUGUUCGUGUGGUACAGACAGAGGCAGCGGGAGAAGGGGCAGGACAUGCCGAGUGUAUCCUACACACCUGCCCUUCACAUCACCAACACUGACUACUCACUGUCCGAAACAUCUCAGAGCAGCAGUGGCCAGUGUUUCUCCAAUCCCAGCUAUCACACUGUGGCCCAGUGCAACAUCCCCUCAUCCAACACUAACAAUCUGGAUGGGACUCUAACUCUGAAGAAAGGGGAUAGGAGCAACUCAGAAUGGAGAGCGUACUGCAAUCUGAAUGACCUUGGUGUGUCACGAGAAGAUACACUGAUACUGCAGGACAACAAAACCACUCAAGUUGCUAAAGACUACAUCAAGCCAUCCAUGUGCAGCUCCAGCUCAUGCUCUCUGAACAGUGAGAAUCCAUAUGCCACCAUCCGGGACCCGCCGGGUCUGACUUGCAAGCACACAGAGAGCAGCUAUGUGGAGAUGAAGUCUCCUGCACACAGGGAUCUGGCCUUCUGCACCAGCACUAACACUACCGCACGCACCUCUGCAAGCAGGAACAUCUAUGAUAUGGAGCCCACAGUGAGUGUCCUGCAGGGACCCAAUGGCCUGGCGACUGGUUUCUCCCAGAACCCUUACGACCUUCCUCGAAACAGCCACAUCCCAAGCCACUACGACAUCCUACCCAUGCGCCACAGCCCCACACACACCCCGUCGCCCCCUGAGAGCCCCCCCAGCUCCCUGCUGUAGAGCCCAGACCUCAGCCUACCUCUACACUACAGCAAGCACCACCUGCUUCUGCAGGACCUCCUCCUGUCUAUCUUUUUAUCUUAUCUUAUCUUUCCAUCUUUUUCCCACAUACACAGAAUCACACAAAAUGGUAAUAGAUGCUAUAAAUUAGUUUGCUCACUGGUACGUGUGUGUGUGUGUGUGUGUGUGUAGGGGGGGGGGGCAACAGAUGGCUAAGAAAGGAUUCUACAGAGAACUGUAACGAUACUAGCAACUACUCACUUCUCUCCUGUCUUCAUUCAGUUCUCUGGAAGGUAAAAUGAUUUCAUUAAGAGGGCCAAACUGGGGACUGAGAAGAAAAGAACAAAGCUUAUAUUCUGUAUCUAUUUGCGUAUAUUGCACCAGACUACCAGACUUUCAGGGCACCUGGGUUGAGAAGUUUCUUUAAAAACAGUUGUUUUCAGUCGUUACAGGAACAUAGUCUCAGUGGUUCGGUGGUUAUUAGCUUAAACGGGGGAGAAGUUGAGCACAUCACACCUGUUCACUAAAGCAAUCAGGGACUGACCCUGGCCAUCUGAUCAGAGCCAAUCUACACCAUUACUGACAGGUGAAGUGUCACUGCUAACGUUGAUUAUUUAAAGAGGACUGACAAGAAAAAGCAUGGCUUAAUAGUAAAUGGUUUAAUAGUAAGACCCUGUAGCGUUAUUGUAUAAAGACAAUUACCAAAAUUAGUUUUUGAAACCCAUCAUUUUGUUUUUCAUAAUACUAAAAUCUAAGUAUAAUUCUUUAAACAUUUCAUGAAGUGUUUUAAAAGCUGCUGUGAUGGUGCACAUUUCCUUAUAAAAGAUUUAUGAGAAAAACAGCAGUUUGAUAUACACUGUACAAUAGGCUUUACCUCUACUAGUCUAUAUUAAACUGCUUUUUCAUCUAAACACAUUUAUGGAUGGUUAUAUAUCAAGUUUGCAGGUGUGAUGUCAUGUGAAUGUGUAAUCAAGACCACAUACUAUAAUGUUACCAUCUCUGUCUUUUCUUUUUUGAUAAAUAUACUGUAUAUGCUUUGUUAUUUUUGUUUACAUUCCAAAAAUGUCAGUGAUUGGAUCUUGAGAGAGCUUUUGUUUUUGUGUUAAUUUGUAACUUAUUUGAAAAAGUAGCAUUUUUGUUUUUCAUAAAAGGUGUAAAGUUUAUAUAGAAAACAAUCUAGCAUGAACAACUUAUAUCCAAUGAUGCUUAAUUCAUUUAUUGUGACUGUACCACUCAUGCACACUAGCGAUACACAAUGUAAGUUAUAUUUUGUGUCUAAGUAGAUGCAUUACAGUGGGCAGUGAUAACCUACAUAUCGUUUGGAGACAUUUACUGAAUCUUGUUUCAUAUGAAGUUCAGUUUGAUAUUCUGCUUGCUUGUUUUGUUUAAUGAUUUAAAUGUGGCCCCAUUCUCCCCACUAAAGCAAUAACCUGCAGACAAUCAAACAGGGACAAAAGUGCAGUUUAUCCACCUAUACACAGCAGGAAACUCUGCUUUAAGCCUGUGUGUAAAGCAAAACUGAUUUGAUCUGUGUGUCAUUUCAUGCAAAAUAAAGCUUACAGACUAUAGGUUUAAGUUAACAGUAGCCCCUUACAUCCAAGACAUGUUGUAAAUGAGCUACUUUUCUUUACCUGAGGGAUUUAAAGACAGCUGUGUAUUUUCAUGAUUAGAGACAUGACUACUUAAUAU
This is a messenger RNA of Clarias gariepinus (North African catfish), 5079 nucleotides long. RefSeq names its product multiple EGF-like-domains 11 (gene megf11). The transcript has 25 exons. Lineage: Eukaryota; Metazoa; Chordata; Actinopteri; Siluriformes; Clariidae. Bases 46 to 3390 code for a protein of 1114 amino acids. Gene Ontology annotation, molecular function: scavenger receptor activity; protein binding. The record is from RefSeq and is a predicted model, not a curated record.